GCAGAGCCGCUGUUUGUCCGCGCCCGGCCUGGCCCAGCAGCGGGGCCCAGCGCGGCCUGGCCUGCGGCGGCGGCUAGAGGGGCCCGGGCGUGGGCGGGGGUUGAGCGGGCCUCGGUGCGGGGAGGCGGCCCUGGCGCGGGGAGGCUGGGCGCUGUAGCCCCCGCGGGGCAGCCUCGUGCCGCCGGCGGGGGCCGAAGAUGCGGCGGUACCUGCCAGUGGCCCGGCAGCACUUCCUGGCGGCGCUGGCCGGCACCAGCGUGGUUGUGAAGUCGUUGAGCGCCGCCGUCGUCCUCCUCUACCUGCUCUCCUUCGGCCUGGACACGGCCUACGGCCUGGGGGUGACCCCCGGCUACCUCCUGCCCCCCAACUUCUGGGUCUGGACACUGCUGACGCACGGGCUGGUGGAGGAGCGGGCCUGGGGCCUGGCGGCCAGCCUGGCCACGCUGGGGGCGGCCGGGCGGCUGCUGGAGCCCCUCUGGGGUGCUCUGGAGCUGCUGGUCUUCUUCGCGGUGGUGAACGUCGCGGUGGGGCUCCUGGGGGCCCUUGCUUACUUCCUCACCUAUGUGGCCUCCUUCCACCUCCCCUACCUGUUCGCUGUCCGCAUCCACGGCGGGCUGGGCUUCCUCGGGGGAGUUUUGGUGGCCCUCAAGCAGACGAUGGGGGACAGCACCGUCCUGAAGGUGCCCCAAGUCAGAAUGAAGGCUGUCCCCAUGCUCCUGCUCCUUCUCCUGGCUCUGCUGCGGCUUGCUGUCCUCAUCGAGAGCAAUGUACUGGCCUCGUAUGGCUUCGGGCUCCUCUCCAGCUGGGUCUAUCUCCGGUUCUACCAGCGGCACAGUAGAGGCCGUGGAGACAUGUCUGACCACUUCGCCUUCGCCACUUUCUUCCCCGAGAUCCUGCAGCCCGUGGUGGGGCUGGUGGCCAACCUGGUGCAUGGCAUCUUGGUGAAGGUGAAGGUCUGCCGCAAGACAGUCAAACGCUACGACGUGGGUGCCCCGUCAUCCAUCACUAUAAGCCUGCCGGGGACAGACCCUCAGGACGCCGAGAGGAGGAGGUACCGCUUGCCCUGCUUCCAUGAGUAUGGGCAACUGGCCCUGAAGGCCCUGAACGAGCGACUGAAGCGUGUGGAGGACCAGUCAGCCUGGCCUAGCAUGGAGGACGAGGAGGAGGAGGAGGCAGCAGUGAAGGCCAACAGCCCGCUGCUGCCCGACCCUGGCACAGCUGGGAAGGGUGCUGGCCAGGAGUCCAACCUCAUCACCUUCCAAGAUGUCCCAUCCCAGCUGUGACCAGCCGAAAUGCCGUCCCCCCUUCCCCGCCCUGUCUCCAUCGAAGAGCUGCUAAGCCCCCUCGUGUCCCCCGAACAGCUGGGACGCUCGGCGGGGAGCAGGGACUCCUCCAGCAGCAGAGGCAGGGGGGCUACCUCAUUCCAAUGCUUCGUUGCUGUUUGUGGCCAGCACUGAGCACCUGGGGGGACUAGACGCUGCUGCCACCACAAGGAUGGAUUCCUCGAGCUGUUCGCCUUGGCACAAGGCUGUGGAUGUCGGUACCAGCAGCGGGGGCUGUUCCAGGAGGGGGACGCGGAGCUGAUCCCUGCCCUGAGGCUACUGCACUUGCCCACACAGGAGCAAAGUCAGCAGCACUUCCUUGCUUCUCCUGUGUGCUGGGGGUUGGUCAGAGCGCUCAACUCUUAUUUUCUCCUUCUGAAGGUAGUUUUGUCCCCACCCAAGGGAACAGGAAGGCUGGUGGGUUUCAUUUCCAAAUUCCUUUCUUGUGGGGAACCUUCCCCCACCCCUGGCAGGAGCUCAUCCUGACUGGUGAGAGGUCUGCUGGGCAGAGGGUGACACUCAGCCCCUAACAGCAGUGGUCCGGUGCCACCAGCUUUGGGCUUUGUGCAUGGGGGGUUCUCUCCUCCUCCCUCUCCCACCCCCGAAGCCAGCCCUGCGAGGAGCCGGUGCCCUUGGCUGCUCCCCAGCUAAUCCAUUUGUCAGAUUACACUAGAAGCUGGAAUUAAUUUUUACGGUGGGGCUCUCGCUGCUUCCUCCGGCAGCAAGGUUUUUUUCUUGCGGGUAGAAUAUGGGCUCCCCCUUCUCUUUCCCUCCCUCUGUGUUGAUGGGCUUCUUUUUUUUUUUUUUUUUUUUUUUCCUGGAUGGAGAGGAUGCUCCUUGCGAUAGCCUCCUCAAAGCUUCUGAUGCCCCAGGCAGUCCCCAGCCCGGGAUGUGGCUUGAUAGUGUUGUGAUUAUUUUUUUAAAGGACCACACAAGAAGGUUUUGUCAACCAGGAAAAACACAGAUGUUUCGGUAUCAAUAAAGAGUUCUUUGAAA
Falco peregrinus (peregrine falcon) is the source of this 2318-nucleotide messenger RNA. RefSeq names its product transmembrane protein 115 (gene TMEM115). The transcript has 2 exons. Gene Ontology annotation, cellular component: Golgi apparatus; membrane. The coding region runs from base 198 to 1283 and encodes 361 amino acids. Lineage: Eukaryota; Metazoa; Chordata; Aves; Falconiformes; Falconidae. Gene Ontology annotation, biological process: retrograde vesicle-mediated transport, Golgi to endoplasmic reticulum. The record is from RefSeq and is a predicted model, not a curated record.